Molecule: messenger RNA, 4081 nt
Organism: Lepus europaeus (European hare)
Lineage: Eukaryota; Metazoa; Chordata; Mammalia; Lagomorpha; Leporidae
Gene: ZNF217
Product: zinc finger protein 217
Exons: 7
Coding region: 723-3905 (1060 amino acids)
Biological process (GO): regulation of DNA-templated transcription
Cellular component (GO): nucleus
Molecular function (GO): RNA polymerase II cis-regulatory region sequence-specific DNA binding; DNA-binding transcription factor activity, RNA polymerase II-specific
Source: RefSeq, a predicted model, not a curated record
GCAAAAGGAAACACGCGAGGCAGCACUAUCUGCCUCCCCAGAGUUCUGAAAAUCGCCUGCGUGAACUCUGGGCUGUGUGGAGCCAGCUGAGUAGCUGGCUGGCCCGGAGCCCUGCUGCCGGAAGUGGAGCUUUUCUGAUGCUGCGAAUUAAGGAAUGUGGAGCCUUCCUUCAGAGCCGGCCGGCGUGCUGAGUGAGCUCUGCCUGGCCGGCUGCUUGCAGGGCCAUCGCGUGGGACCGCAGAAUUAAAAAGCAGAGAAUCUCGCCACUUCACGUUUGAGAGGCAAGAGGACCUGCAGUGUGGAGAAGAAGCCCCAGGGACACAGAGCCGUCUGCCACCAGCCUCCAGGAUUGCCCAGAUCCAGGUUUUGGAAAUCCCGUCUCCGGGUCGCUGGGAUUGGCUUGUUGCUCAGUUGAAUCACCCACUCAAUGGAGACACAGAGAACUAGCGCUUUGUGCUGACUCCUACUUGAAUCAAAACCCUGGGGAGUCUGCAUGCCUUGUGUGUGGACAGAACCAGUGCCAGUCUCCAUCACGAGCUUCCGAAAACUUCCACACUCUCCCUGCGCUGUCGUCCUAGUCGCUCGCUCUGGCGUCGCAACCCAGGGCUGCUGGAGGUGGCAGUGACGAGUCUUGCUACAAGUGGCCUUAUUCCAGCUCCAGAAGUCCCCCAGAGGAAGCUUGAGAUUCUUACCUUGUGCCCAGCCCUGAGGCAACAGGAAACAUGCCUACCCAGUCCCUCCUCGUGUACAUGGAUGGGCCGGAGGUCAUUGGCAGCCCCCUGGGCACCCAGGUGGAGAUGGACGACGCCGUGGCGCUCCGAGGGGCCGCCACCGUGCCCUUCAGAGCCCCGACGGAGAGGAGCGUCGUCCAGAUGGAAGGCUGCAUGCCCUUGGACUGCAUGUUCUGCUGCCAGUCCUUCGGCCACGCCGACGACCUCAACAAGCACGUCCUGAUGCAGCAUCGGCCCACUCUCUGUGAGCCCGCAGUGCUGCGGGUGGAAGCAGAGUACCUGAGCCCGCUGGACAAGAGUCAGGUGCGCGCCGAGCCCCCGAAGGACAAGAGCUGCAAGGAGAAUGAGGAGUUCAGCUGCGAGGUGUGCGGGCAGGCGUUUCGGGUGGCCUUCGACGUCGAGGCCCACAUGAAGAAACACAAGGACUCCUUCACUUACGGGUGCAGCCUGUGUGGGAGACGAUUCAAGGAGCCGUGGUUCCUGAAGAACCACAUGCGGACACACAACGGCAAGUCGGGGGCCAGGAACAAGGCGCAGCAGGGCCUGGAGAGCCCGGUGACCAUCAACGAGGUGGUCCAGGCACACGCGACCGGGAGCAUCUCGUCGCCUUACAAGAUCUGCAUGGUCUGUGGGUUCCUGUUUCCAAACAAAGAGAGUCUAAUAGAGCAUAGCAAAGUGCACACCAAAGACACUACGUCCUGCCCCAGCAAUGCACAGGCAGCCUCCCAGCCCGAGGGCGCGCCAUCUCCCAGGGAAGAGUUCUUGCAGUGUUUAGACUUGAGACCCAAAGCGCACCCGGAGCGCCUGCAGAAGCAGGUGCAGUGCAUCCCUCAGCUCGACCCCUUCACCACCUACCAGGCCUGGCAGUUGGCCACCAAGGGCAAGGUCGCUGUGGCCCAGGAAGAAGUGAAGGAGUCGGGGCAGGAAGGAAGCACCGACAACGAUGACUCGUGCUCAGAGAAAGAAGAGCUGGGAGAAAUCUGGAGCGGCGGCAAGUCCGAAGGCUCUGGAAAGUCCAGAGCGAAAGGCGGCUGCGCAGGGCUCUCGCAGGAGAAGGAGAAGCCCAGGCACUCGAGCGGCGACGGGGCCCCUGGGGACGUGGACCCCAAGCUGUCGGCCAGCAAAGAGAAGCCCACGCACUGCUCCGAGUGCGGCAAGGCCUUCCGCACCUACCACCAGCUGGUCCUGCACUCGCGGGUGCACAGGAAGGAGAGGAGGGCCGAGGCGGGCUCGCCGACCUCGGCCCUGGACGGGAGGCAGCCGGGCACGUGCUCGCCCGAGCUCGCCAGCAGCCUGGACGAGGGCGGGGCCGUGGACCGAGGCGAAGGCGGCUCCGAGGAUGGCUCUGAGGACGGCCUUCCCGAGGGCCUCCAUCUGGAUAAAAAUGAUGACGGAGGAAAAAUAAAGCAUCUCACGUCCUCGAGAGAGUGUAGUUAUUGUGGAAAGUUUUUCCGUUCAAAUUAUUACCUCAAUAUUCAUCUCAGAACGCAUACAGGUGAAAAACCGUACAAAUGUGAAUUCUGUGACUAUGCUGCAGCCCAGAAGACGUCUCUGCGGUACCACUUGGAGAGACACCACAAGGACAAGCAGGCGGACGGUGCUGCCGAGGGCAAGAGUGACGGCAAGAACCAGGAGGUGGAAGAUGCGCUCGUGGCCGCUGACGGUGCACAAACCAAAAAUUUGAAAAGAUUUUUUGAUGGUGCCAAAGAUGUUAAAGGCAGUCCACCUGCAAAGCAGCUUAAGGAGAUGCCUUCUGUCUUUCAGAAUGUCCUGGGCAGUCCUGUCCAGACACCAGCACACAAAGAUACUCAGGAUUUCAGUAAGCACGCAGCCAGUGACGGUGCUGAGACAGUGGACAGAGCUCCCACCCCUGUGUUCGUGGAUCUGCUGAAAAAGAGGUCGGCAGGGGAAGCUCAGGCAGACGGCCCUGUCGGCAGAACGGAAGCGGGGGUGCCUCCCGCAGACAGCAGCGCCACGCGGCGCGCCGAUGGCGGUCACCCAGAGACGAAAAUGGAUACCACAGGGGCCAGCAGGUGCCAGACUGGCCUGGAGUGUCAGGAGAAGCCUCUGAACCUGUCCCUUGGUGCUCUGCACAGCUGCCCGGCCAUUUCUUUGAGUAAAAAUCUAAUCCCAAGUAUCACCUGCCCGUUUUGUACCUUCAGGACAUUUUACCCCGAGGUUUUAAUGAUGCACCAGAGACUGGAGCACAAGUACAAUCCCGAUAUUCACAAAAACUGUAGGAACAAGGCUUUGCUUAGAAGUAGACGGACUGGGUGCCCGCCAGCCCUGCUGGGGAAAGACGUGCCUCCCUUGUCUGGUUUCCACAAGCCCAGGUCCAGGUCAGCUUUCCCAGCGCAGCCCAAGCCCCUGCCUCCAGAGAAAACGAAGCAGAGCCCCUCGGGGCCGGCCAAAGCCCCUCCGACGUCAGGGACAGACUCCAGCACUUUAGCCCCGAGUAACCUGAAGUCGCACAGGCAGCAGAGCGCUGCCGCCCCCCGACCGCAGCAGCCCGAGGGCUUUUCCAAAACCAGUGUUUGUCCUGCACUGGAGAAAACGAGACGACCCGAGGCAAAGAUGAAGCCUCUGCCUGUGGCCCCAGCUCAGCCCGCCCACGGCAGCAGCGGCGGCAAUGCCUCCAGUGGCUCCAGCGGCUCCAGCGGCUCCAGCGAGUGUGCGCCCAAGAGCGAUGGCCCCUGGGCCCCUCAGGGAAGAGACUACUUUUGUAAUCGGAAUGCAAGCAGCACCACGACCGUGGAAUUCGGCGAGCCACUCCCGAAAAGGCUGAAGUCUGGCGUGGUCACACUUGACGUUGACCUGCCCGGGCCCAAUUACAGGAGGGGCUACGAGCUGCCCAAGUACCACGUGGUCCGGGGCAUCACGUCCCUGCUGCCCCACGAGUACAUGUGCCCGCCGUCGCCGGUGUUGCCCCCUAAGCCCAGGUUCCUGGGCUCUGCUGAGGUGGAGUCUCCAGGUGUGCUGGCUGUGCAGAAGCCCUACAGCGGCGCAGGCCCGCUCUACCCGUGCGCACCUGCCGGCGGCCCGGCCUCCAACGCGGCUCUAGAAGGAAAGAGGCCUGUGUCGUAUCAGCACCUGUCCAGCAGUAUGCUGCCGAAGAGGAACUAUGAGAAUUUUAUUGGGAACGCACAUUACCGACCAAAUGACAAAAAAACUUGAUUUCCUAUUUUUUUGGGGGGAAAGGUCUCGAUGGGUGGAGGCGCGUGCGCCGUGAGGUCGGAUUUGAGUUCAUCCUUUGGGAAAGCGAAUGGUGAAAGCUACUGAAAUAAGCUGUGACCGCACUGUACAUACAACACGCAAGGAACAUAAAAGGAACACUACAGUUUUGUAAAGUU